AUGGAGUUCGCACAAGGGAAUGCACUGUAUGUAGACGGAGAGUACGAGGAGGCGGUGGCUUGCUACACGCGCGCACUGGAGGCGCAUCCAGACGACGCAGAUGCACUGUCCAAGCGUGCCGCAGCGUUUCUGAAGCUGCACAAGCCGCACGAGGCCGCAGCCGACGCAUCACGAGCGACGAAGUUGAACGCUACACUACCAAUGGCGUAUAUGCGUCACGGCAUAGCACUAUUUGAGCUGGAAAAGUACGUCGAAGCCAAGCGAGUUUUUCAGUCUGGCCAAGAGGCAGCAGCGAGUCCGGCGAAGAUCGCGCUGAUGAAGCAGAUUCAGACGUGGAUACGCAAGUGCAACGUUGAACUUGCUUGCGACGGAGAAGCAGAGCUCAUAGUGCCGGAUGAACAGACGGUUGCAGAGCCGUGCAGCCAAAUCGACGCGAUAAAAGAUGCUCUUUUGCCAGCGAAGCCAACGAUUCGAUAUGACUGGUACCAAUCAGGGACCCACGUGACGAUAGCGAUCCUCCAGAAGCAGCUCACGCACGACGAUGUCAGCGUUACUUUCGAGCCGAGAAAAGUCAUCGUCGAGAUGAGGCUGCAUGGGGAGUGGACGGAGGCACUGAAUGAGGCUCUUUUCGCCGAAGUUGUGCCCGAAAGGAGCGCAUACAAGGUCAUGGGCGCGAAAGUGGAGCUGAAGCUCGAGAAAAAGUGCAGCGGCGUGCACUGGAACAAGCUCGAGAAAGCUGUGCAUCAGUCAAGUGCGCAAAUCAUUGCCGGCCUUGCCGCUGUUUCCGAGACAAAGUGCCAGCACGUAGCGCGUCCGUACGCGAGCAGCCGUGACUGGAAUCAGAUCGAAAAAGCCAUUAGCGACGAGCUAGAGGCAGAGAAACCAGAUGGCGAGAAAGCGAUGCAGCAGCUGUUUUGCGAUAUCUACGCCAAGGCCGACGAGAACACGCGCAAGGCGAUGAACAAGUCUUUUCAAACAUCGGGCGGCACAGUGCUCUCGACCAACUGGAAAGAGGUGUCCAGCAAGGAUUAUGAACAGGAGCGACCCGCGGCUUGA
Messenger RNA from Hyaloperonospora brassicae, 1056 nucleotides. The record is from the annotation of a GenBank genome assembly. NCBI's taxonomy places the organism in Eukaryota, Oomycota, Peronosporomycetes, Peronosporales, Peronosporaceae.